Molecule: messenger RNA, 948 nt
Organism: Dentiscutata erythropus
Lineage: Eukaryota; Fungi; Glomeromycota; Glomeromycetes; Diversisporales; Gigasporaceae
Source: the annotation of a GenBank genome assembly
AUGACUCGUUUAUUUAAUUCUAUGAUAUCUCAGAUUGGCCAUCAUAUGAAUAAAUGCUAUACCGCAAAUGGUGUUGGUCUCUUUAGGUCAUGCUUUCAUUCUUCUGCUGUUACUCAAGUAAAACAAUUAGGAGUUGUUGGAGCCGGUCAAAUGGGGAUAGGCAUUGCUCUGGUUGGAGCUAAAGUUGCACAAUUACCGGUUAAAAUUUUGGAUACAAACCUUAAACAGAUCGAAAAAGGGUUGAAAUUAGUGGACGUAUUGAUUAGCAAGGACGUUUCUAAAAAUCGUAUUACGGAUGAAGAAGGAGUUUUUAUAAAAAAGCGGAUCACAACUGUAACAGAUAUUUCCGAAUUGUCAGAUGUUGAUUUUAUUAUCGAAGCAGUUUCUGAGAAUAUUGAUUUAAAAAGAAAAUUUUUUGAAGAUUUGGAUAAUGUUUUAAAUAAGGAAUCAAUUUUAGCUACAAAUACUAGUAGUAUUAGUAUCACUAAGAUUGCUGCUGCUACGAAAAGACCUGAAAAGAUUAUUUCAGGAUUAACUACCUCCGAUGAAACUUUAAAUAUCACGAAAAAAUUAGCAAUAUCUAUGGGUAAAACUUGUACACAAUCUCAAGAUGUUCCAGGGUUCAUCGCUAAUAGAUUGUUGAUGCCUUACAUUAAUGAAGCUAUAAUUGUUCUUGAACAGGGCAUAGCAACACGAGAAGAUGUUGAUACAACUAUGAAACUUGGUACUAAUACACCUAUGGGACCUUUAACAUUAGCUGAUUUUAUUGGUCUUGACACGUGUUUGGCUAUUAUGAAAGUAUUGCAUAAUGAGCUUGGUGAAAAAUAUAGACCUGCCAUAUUAUUGCAAAAGUAUGUUGAUGCGGGAUUGUUGGAUUCUAUUAAAGUAAUUUGGGCUGAGUUUCCAGAAGUGAUACAAGAAAUAAAACUUAUUCAUCUUAUUCUUUGA